AUGACGGACACACAGAAACCUCUCGCAGAGACACCGCCCAUAUCACCGGACGUGGACGACAGGUCCGAUGAGUCUGAAGCCAGCGCGUCGUCCCCUCAGCCCCCCUCUCACGGUGUGCCCUCCCUCCGUCCUAAACCAGAUGUCUCUGCAGGCAUGACAGCAUCGUCCACUCCUCUCGGUCAGUUGAACGCGGCACGACGGGGAGGAGUGCCUCCUCCGCGGCCACCUGCGUCGAUGAGCGCCCAGUCCAGCGGUCUUAACCAGGAUAUUCUGGCCAAGAUGAAAGCAUUCUCUCUUUCUCGACAGGGUGCUCCCCCCGGGCUUGCCCAUGUGGCCUCGACAGGUGUCAUCCCGACAACAAGAGGGCCAUUGACAGGCUCUAGCAGUCCAGUGUCGCCCCCCGGUCCUUCACCAGUAGGAGUUCCCAUUGCUGGUCUGGCUGGUCGAUUACCACAUGCACAACGCCCCGGUGCUCCCAAUUGGGCUUCUGCUCCUUCAGUGGCUGGUUCAGGGCCAACGGCCCCUAAACCAGGUGGAUUGGCCGCGAAGAGAUUGAAACCGGGACUGAAACUGUCGGAUGCUACUGGUUCUCCGGGUUCAGGCUCUAGCAGCCCAGGUCCCGAUGGGAAACACGAUGAAACCGCGUUUAGCAAAUACUCCGAGUAUAUCGAUACCAAAGCUGGCACCUUGAAUUUUAAGAACAAGGCGGUUAUUCAUGGAGGAGGGAUCGAAUUCUCGUCAGGUCAGAGUUUCAGCAUUUCUCUAGACGAAGUCGACCGGUUAGACGAACUAGGAAAGGGUAAUUACGGAACAGUAUACAAGGUUCGCCACAGUCGUCCACAUCUUCGAAAGCCCGGGCUAGGUUUGAGUGGUAUCAUGAGUCGUCCUACUGCAGUCGACGAUUCAAAGAAUGCAACUUCCCAGGACGAUCUAUCGGGGGUGAUAAUGGCGAUGAAGGAGAUCCGCCUGGAGCUCGACGAGAAUAAGUUCGCCCAGAUCAUCAUGGAGCUGGAUAUCCUGCACCGCUGCGUGUCACCUUUUAUUAUCGACUUCUAUGGAGCUUUCUUCCAAGAAGGUGCUGUGUAUAUUUGCGUGGAGUACAUGGACGGUGGGUCGAUCGACAAGCUGUAUGAGCAGGGUGUCCCGGAGAAUAUUCUACGCAAGAUUGCGCUAUCGACUGUGAUGGGUCUCAAGACACUGAAGGAUGACCAUAACAUUAUCCAUCGCGAUGUCAAACCGACCAAUAUUCUAGUGAACACUCGCGGCCAAAUCAAGAUCUGUGAUUUUGGUGUCAGUGGGAAUCUGGUGGCCAGUAUCGCCAAGACGAACAUUGGUUGUCAGAGCUAUAUGGCACCUGAGCGUAUUGCUGGCGGAGGUGUCCAGCAGUCCGGGACUCAGUCCACUGCGACAUACAGUGUGCAGAGUGAUGUGUGGAGUUUGGGGCUCUCGAUCAUCGAGUGUGCCAUGGGACGGUAUCCUUACCCUCCUGAGACUUACAACAAUAUUUUCAGUCAACUCCAUGCAAUCGUUCACGGUGAGCCACCUUCUCUUCCAGAGACUGGCUACUCGGAAGAAGCCCACGAGUUCGUGCGCGCCUGUCUCAACAAGAGCCCGAACGGCCGUCCCUCGUAUGCCAUGCUUCUUCGACAUCCCUGGCUUGCACCUUUGAUGCAGCCUCCUACCGCCUCUGAGGCUGGGGGGAAGGGCGGGGAUGAAGUCCCCGAGUCUAGCACAGAAGAGUCCCCUAAGGAUAUCCAAUCGCGCCAGGGCAACCUAUCAACUGAGGAUAAGGAGGUUGCGGACUGGGUAAAGGAUGCCCUGGAUCGUCGACAGCGCGGCCUGCUAGGCGUCUCGGAGAAACCCGCCCUGCAUGCAGUAGCCCUUGAUGCUGUGCCAGGAAGCCCUCUAUUAGAUGAUCCUACCAGUUUCCCAGCUUGA
Paecilomyces variotii is the source of this 1938-nucleotide messenger RNA. RefSeq names its product putative MAP kinase. Gene Ontology annotation, molecular function: ATP binding; MAP kinase kinase activity. Gene Ontology annotation, biological process: cellular hyperosmotic response; MAPK cascade; protein phosphorylation. The transcript has 2 exons. Lineage: Eukaryota; Fungi; Ascomycota; Eurotiomycetes; Eurotiales; Thermoascaceae. The record is from RefSeq and is a predicted model, not a curated record. Bases 1 to 1938 code for a protein of 645 amino acids.